UUCGAAGCGAUACACUUCUCGUGGUAUAAUAGAAGUAGUACCAAAGGCGACGACGCACCGUUGGAUGUACCGCCUCGACAGCUCAGCCGGCAAGGCUGCUCGAGGACGAAUUACGCUCAGAUGACGCCGUACGUAUCUGCGGACAUGGAGGAUCACAGACCGAUCUACCAAGCCAUGACCGUCACCCUUGCUGACAUGUUUUCCUGGCUUCAUAGCAUACUUCCAGGGGAAUACGACCACCUGGAGGCUACCGCCAGCCUUCUACCUGACCUUCACCACUCUCUAGUCCACCCGUUCGUCGGCUUGGUCAUCAACAUGAACGUCUGCACGUACGCUCAUCGGGACAGCAAGGACGAUACCAUUUGCCUGGUCAUCGUCGUCGGGGAAUUUGAAGACGGCGAUCUCUGCCUAGUAGAACCUGGUAUAGUUCUUCCUCUGCGGCACGGACAUUUUGCCAUUUUUCCGUCGUGUCGUGUUACUCAUUUCAACUUACACUAC
This is a messenger RNA of Fomitopsis serialis, 498 nucleotides long. RefSeq lists its product as uncharacterized. The transcript has 3 exons. The record is from RefSeq and is a predicted model, not a curated record. The annotation marks the transcript as partial. Lineage: Eukaryota; Fungi; Basidiomycota; Agaricomycetes; Polyporales; Fomitopsidaceae.